This is a messenger RNA of Oncorhynchus gorbuscha (pink salmon), 1535 nucleotides long. Its product is annotated as CD276 antigen homolog. Gene Ontology annotation, cellular component: external side of plasma membrane. The record is from RefSeq and is a predicted model, not a curated record. Lineage: Eukaryota; Metazoa; Chordata; Actinopteri; Salmoniformes; Salmonidae. The coding region runs from base 329 to 1162 and encodes 277 amino acids. The transcript has 5 exons. Gene Ontology annotation, biological process: immune response; cell surface receptor signaling pathway; positive regulation of T cell proliferation.
GUUUUGACUCAGCACACACAACUGGCACAGGUGCAUGAAAGAGUGACAGGACAACGAUAAUGAGACAUUGUGGUGAAAUGCUGCUACUAGUGCGUGUUGAAGUUGUUGUUUGUACAGGAGGAUUUUGUAAACAUGGAUUUGAUGGAAUGAUUGACACCGGGAAUGGAUAAAGAUACCACAUUUAAGGAGGAGCCACACUGGAGAGACACCAUGUAUCUCAUUCAACCUUCCUCCCACUUAGGAGCAGGUGGGAACACGGUAGACCGUAAGCUCCAAACUAAAAGGACUGUUUAUUUGAUUGUUUUUUCAUCCAUAUAUCCUGAGUGCAAUGGCCAGACUAAUAUCUAUUUGUAUUUGGCUGUUAUCUGUUGUGGACUCAUCUCAGAUGUCGAGCCAUCCCAUCAUUGAGAUUCUUGGAAAGUCCAUCAUGUUGCCUUGCAGGCUGAAUUCAUCUGCACCAGUUGUCCCAGCAAGACUCACACUCUACUGGACAGCAAGACUCAAGCACCAGAAGGAGGAGCAAGUGGUCCAUGCCUUACACAACGGAGAAGAGAACAACGACCCCCAAUUUCCAGUCUAUAAAAACAGGACGCAAAUCUUCAAGGACCAGCUUUCUUCUGGGAAUUUCUCCCUCUUGCUCAAAGAUUUAAGGGUUGAAGAUGACCUCGCAACCUUUUUCCUCUUUUAUCAUCAAGAGGAUGGAGAUUACAACACACUUAACCAAAACAAAGAGACGUGCUUGACCACUGUGAAAGUAGCAAAAAGCUACCAUAAACCCAUUGUGACAGUGAACUAUGAAGAAUGGAAGGCAGAAUGCACUUCUCAGGGAGGCUACCCUAAACCUAGACUGACCUGGACCAAUCAGAACGGCUUACUAGUCCCCGAGGUUCCUCAGAUUGUUCAGGAUGCAGGAAGUGGAACAUGGAACAUUUCCAGCACGGUGAACAUCACAGAGAAUCAGACUGUGACAUGCGCCAUCUUCAACCCGUCUCUGAAAGAGACCUUGAACACCACAAGAUCAACAGGCGGGGAGCAGGAGGGCCUCUCGAUCGGUAUAAAAGCAGGGAUUGGUGUUCUGGCUGUUGCCGUGAUUGGGUCUGCACUGGUGUUAGUUUGCUGGAAAAAGCAUGCAACGGAAUGGCGGCCGAUACACAGGAGAUGAGCCCACUACGACAUAGCCUACUCCAACGUGUGCUUACUACAAAGUGUUAAACUGGUAAUGUUGAUAAAAUAUUGAUCUAUAGAAUGUUUUUUUAUCAUUGUUACCAUUUGGCACUUAGACCUUUAAUACAUUUUGAUCCCAGGAUGUGACUGAACACAGUGUCAUAGUGCUGUUAGGAACAAGGUCACUCAAGAAUAGGGUUCUCUAGCUACUAAAAUACCUCACCUCAAUUUUGAUUGAUUAUUUGUUAGUACAGUUGAAGUCGAAAGUUUACAUACACUUAGGUUGGAGUCAUUAAGACUUGUUUUUCAACCACUCCACAAAUGUCUUGUUAACAAACUGUAGUUUUGGCAAGUCAGUUAGGACAUCUACU